AUGAAACUUAUGCAUUUUUUCGAGCCAGAAUGCAAGAAUGAGGUUGAAUACUCGUGCCCAUGCACCUCUCCUGAAACUCUAUCUUGUGAACUGCAUGCUGGUAAGCAUAUGAAGAUCCCUAGCAGAGCUCAUUCUUUCAACUCAAUUUUUGUAGAGCCACGUAAAGAGACAAAAGAAGAAAUUAUUAAGUUUCUCACAAGAGAAAACUCAAAAAAUAGUAAGUUAAGGGGAGAUAAUUUGCCACUCAAAGAAAUUAUAAAAUUUGCUCAAAAACCUUCAUUCUAUAUUUCAGAUUUAGUUUACAAGGAGCAGAUUCAUUUGCUAAAAGAUGAAAUAAGAGAAAUAUCAACUUCAAUUUGAAUAGCAGAAAAUAACUCCCAAACUGUGGCUGUAAAAAAAUAUACUUAUAGAAAGAAAAAACUUACUCGAAAAUACAAAAAAGAAGCAAAAUUUCUUGCUAUUUUAGAUUUGCUUACUCUCAUAUCUGAGGGCGAGCUAUUUUAAAUAGCAUUGGAAUCAUUUUCGGAUUUUAAAAAAAUUAAUUUGAAUGAUAUAAAAGUUCAUCCUUUAGGAAUUCGAACUAUUCUAAUUUCUUAUGGAUGGCGCUAUUUUGGCAUUGAUUUUCCCACAGGGAAAAUUUUUUGGUUUGGCCAAACCAUAUGGCACUGGUCGAACCAAAAAAUAUUUCAAGUGGAAAAAUCAAGGCCAAAACAGCGCCAUCCACAGAAAAUUGCAAUAUAAAAUAUAAUAUGAUAAACUAAUUAUAUCAAAUUUUAUAUGCAAAACAAUAUUAUCAUAAAAAAUUUGCUUGCUCCUCAGCUAAAGGGGAGAUUUAAUCAUCCAUUUUUUGUAAAGUUUUAUAAAUUCGGCAAAAAAUCAUUAGAAGGACAGUUUGAGUUUUGCGUCGUUAUGGAAUACUGCCCUAGUAGCUUGCAUAGACAAAUUAUGGAAAAAAUUGUCUUUGGUGAAAAUUCUAAUUCUAUCAUAGCUAAAAUUGUGGAUAAAUUAUUAACUCCCCCCCCUCCGUGAGUGAACAAAACCAUUAGAAAAAUCCCUAUUUUUUGCCCAAAAACCCACCCUCGUGAGAGUGAACAAAAAUUUUUUUAAUAGAAAAAUUUUUUAUGGAAAAAACUUUUGAUAUAUAAAUGAUAAUUACUAUAAUGAAAUCUAGAGCUAAUUCUGUUUAAUUUUGAACAAAUUGCUUUUUAAAACAUAAAUUUUAUAAAUUAAAUUAAUAUUUGCUUUCCAAUACUUGCGAAUUAGGAUUUUUUUAAAUUUCGAAAAAAAUAUUUUUUAUAAAAUUUAUAUAUAAAUUUUUUUUAAAACAAAAAAAUUAACCCCCCUCCGUGAGUGAACAAAAUUUUUUUGUUCACUCACGGAGGGGGGGGGAGUAAGCGGAUUUGUAAAGUUAAGCAGCUUAAAUAUUGUGCAUAGAGAUAUAAAGCCUCAAAAUAUCUUAGUCUCUGAGGAUGGUGAGUAUAAACUAAUUGAUUUUGGGAUUUCUGAAGUUGUUUCAUCAAUUUCUGAAGAAAAUGAGUACUUAAUUAAGGGCACACAUGAUUAUAUGUCUCCAGAACUUAUUUCAGAGUUAAAUAAAAAUUCUCAAACGUGUGUGAAGUUUAAAUAUAACCUGGAAAAAGCAGAUGUUUAUUCAUUAGGACUAGUAUUUUGGAAAAUUAGCACAGGUAAAAGAGUAAAAGGAAUCAAUCAAAUUAUUUAUCAAGAGGAAAUGUGCGAAAUUCUUAAUGAAAUAAAAUUAAACUGACUAAGAAAAGUGCUAGAAAAAAUGCUCUUGAUGGAUCCAGCAAAAAGAUUCACAUUCAAAGAAGCUUACACAUAUCUGAAAGAAGAUGAUGAUUUUAUCAAAGAUCUGAAUCUGGCUUAA
Blepharisma stoltei is the source of this 1885-nucleotide messenger RNA. Lineage: Eukaryota; Ciliophora; Heterotrichea; Heterotrichida; Blepharismidae. The record is from the annotation of a GenBank genome assembly.